Molecule: messenger RNA, 7524 nt
Organism: Petromyzon marinus (sea lamprey)
Lineage: Eukaryota; Metazoa; Chordata; Hyperoartia; Petromyzontiformes; Petromyzontidae
Source: RefSeq, a predicted model, not a curated record
GGCCUCUCGCGACGGGCGGCUCAGGGCGACGGGGAGCGGCGUGUGCGCGCGCGGGGGCCUCGCGCGCUUCUUCAGUCGCCAGCAGCAGCAUCAGCAGUAGGCCACGCAGCUGCGACAAACAACAAGACGUGGUGGUGGUCGUGGUGGUCGUGGUGGCGUUCUAAGUCAGGGCGGCCGAGCAGCCUGCGACGAGGUGGACGGGGGAGGGUCUUCUCGUAUGGGGUUCGUCACCCAUCGCCGCCACCAUCCGGUCGACUCGUGAGUUGAAGGGAAGGAGGAGGAGGAGGAGCCUCGUCUCGCCGUCGACGUUGCCUGCCACGUUGUUCGUUGCCGUGGCGAUUGGAGGUCGAGCAUCCUAGCGUCCCACGAGGUGACGGGGGGUGGGCAGACAACCGAGCGAGCUGCCACCAUGGGAUCGGACUUGGGCUGCGGCUGGUUGUUGGGCUGGGAGGCCCCGGGGCUGCAGGGUGCCCUGGUGGCAGCGCUGGGGCUGUCCCUGAGCGUAUGGCUCACCAUCCUGCUCGUCUUCAUUGUGGUGCCCGCCACCUUCGGCAUCUCCUUCGGCAUCCGGACGAUCUACAUGCGCAGCCUGCUCAAGAUAUUCGAGUGGGCCACCUUGAGGAUAGAGCGUGGCAUCAAGGAAUCGAAGCACAGGGCGUACAAUACCAACUCCAAUGGAAUCCUCGUCAAGGUGGAGGAGAGCAGCCUGGGGGAGGAGAUCGCCAAGGGCCGGUUGGCGGUGGGCGGGGAGCCGGCGCCCGAGUUCGGCCUUGCCGACACGUUCUACUUCUGCCGCAAGGGCCUGGAGGCCAUCGUUGAGGACGACGUGACCAAGCGCUUCACGGCCGAGGAGAUCGAGUCGUGGAACCUGCUCACUCGUACCAACAACUACUUCCAGUACAUUAGCGUGCGGCUCACCGUCCUGUGGGGCCUUGGCGUCGCCGUGAGAUAUGGCUUCCUGCUGCCACUGCGGGUGACUUUGGCAUUUAUCGGCAUUGGCUGGCUGGUGGUCAGCACUACGCUUCUCGGCUAUUUCCCCGAGGGCAAGAUGAAGGAAUGGCUGAGCGACCAAGUUCACCUCAUGAGCAUGAGGAUCUGUGCCCGUGCCCUCACUGCGAUCAUCUCCUACCACAAUCGGGAGAACAUGCCAAAGAAAGGUGGAAUCUGUGUUGCCAACCACACAUCACCGAUCGACGUCAUUAUCUUGGCCAAUGACCGUUGUUACGCCAUGGUGGGGCAGAAACACGGUGGCCUCAUGGGGGUCAUACAGAGGGCCAUCGUGAAGGCCUGCCCCCAUGUCUUUUUUGAGCGUUCCGAGAUCAAGGACCGGAAUCUGGUCACAAAGAGGCUAAGUGAACAUGUGGCCGACAAGAAUAAGCUUCCAAUACUCAUCUUCCCUGAAGGAACCUGCAUCAACAACACAUCGGUCAUGAUGUUCAAGAAGGGAAGCUUUGAAAUCCAAGGGACAAUCUACCCAGUGGCCAUCAAGUACGACCCGCAGUUUGGGGAUGCCUUCUGGAACAGCAGCAAGUACGGCAUGGUGAACUACCUUCUGAGGAUGAUGAGCAGCUGGGCGAUAGUGUGCAACGUCUGGUACCUUCCCCCCAUGACGCGCAGGGAGGAUGAGGACGCGGUGCAGUUUGCCAAUCGCGUUAAGGCCGAGAUCGCCAGCCAGGGCGGCCUCGUCGACUUGCUGUGGGACGGUGGCCUCAAGAGGGGCAAAGUCAAAAACACAUUCAAGGAAGAGCAGCAGAAGCAGUACAGCAAGACCAUCUGUGGGGAGCCCAGCGAGCAGGGCACCUCAUGACACCGGUGCCACGCGUACCCACCACACACCAGCACUCUUCCUGCACUGGCUGUGUCCACCUCCAGUACCGCACAUCGACACCGCCCUCACUCCAGCACACCCACUGACCUCCCCCCAGCACUUGCAUUCUAUGUUACACCUCUGCCUCUGUUGUCCCUCCAUGCUACAACUCCAGCUGAGCUGCUCGCAGUCGGCGAUACAGGCUGCCUUUACCCUGUUCGCGGUAGAUGUGCGUCACCACUUAAUAGCACUCCAAAUAUAACAGAAUAGCCUUGGAUUUCAAAAUGUUUCACCUGCAUUCUGUAGCUGGCACUCCACACCAGUACUGCACACGCUGCACGCACUGCACCGGUACGUGCGCACACGUACAUGCCACCACAUGCGAGUGGCAUAGCCUGCACUGGUCUGCCCUACCUUAACCUUGCGUUGCCUGUACACCAUCGGACUCCUCUGCACUGGGCGUGGGCACUGGCCUUGAAGAGUCAUAACACUACAUGUUUUCAUUUGUGUAAAUUAUGUGCGGUGCAACAACACUAGGUGAUUACAAGUUCUUAAAGUGCAACUGCGUUUUUUUUAUAUUAAUAAUUGUCCGGUCACGAGUUUGUGUGUGUGUUUGGUGGCAAAAUUGAUCGAUUCAUGAUCAUUGUGGGGAUAUGUUAGUGAGACACACAUGCAGACCCUACACCUGCUAACGUACAAGUACACAUGUGCACAAAAUAAGGCGAGUGCCCUGAAGAGAUCACAGCUGCUCAAUUGUUACAAACCGGGCAACCUUAUAAAAGAAAAAGAUAAAUUUGAAGGUAACAAAUACUGUAUGUAUAUGUGAACUUCUUUUGCACCGUACAUAGCCAACCGUACUUAUCGGAGGCGCGGAAAUACUGGAUAGAUAUACAUACGCACAUUAGCUUAGAACCUGUCGUAGCCAUAUUUUAACUAUUUUGUACCUUUUGAUUAUAAAAUGGUCCCCAACAGUCGAGAAACUAUGAUGUAUAGUUUUCCCAGGAUUGAAACAAAAUAUGGACCAAGAUAAAGUUGAAGCUUUUGAUUUGUUUACAAAUCGCACCCAUAGCUUGCGUUCACGCAGUUGUGGAAAUAGCUUCAAAUCGAUCAGCGCUCAUUCAUGGGUGCAUUUUGGUUCACACGCCACGAUAAUCGUACCCAUCUUGAGUAUCCACAAGUGCGUGCUUGCCGUCUCCACACACAUGCACAAAAAAGAUAACAUAUAUACACUCGCAACGCUGGUUCACAAAUGACAUGAAAUCCUACCCAUGGAUGCAGACGAAAAGAUGUUUGUGGCAACAAAGACGUCUGAAUCCUAAGCGUUAGCAGUGCAAAUAUUUACAGGAAGACAGCCCGUUAAUCCGCACGUCCGUGAAAGCGUUACAAGACCACCUGCAGGCUUUGAGGGCUCAGCUUUGGGAAGCUUUGGGAAGUAAUUGAACGGAAAGAUGGGGGAGGAAGGUAUGGAAGUCCAGGCCAAUUUUCGACUUUAAAGUUUCCAGUGGGAACAUUGUGGAGAGGUUGUUUCGCUCGUUUCUUUUGAGGGCCAUGCCUCGCGGUAUAAUUUUAAUUUAAUGGAUUCUGGGGUCAGAGCUGGUUGUGGCAUGCAUCUCAAGUGCAUUGGGUUCGCACCGACAAAAACAAGAAUUCGAAGAGUAAUGCAAAGGUCUGAGAUGUAAAAAAAAAAUGAGCAUUCUAUGCCAGGCCAUAACGCAUGUAGUGAUUUGACUGCAGAGUACUAUGGGAACUUGUGAAAGUUGUGACGUCGGUGAGUAAAUCAUAUGUCAAUCUUGACCAAUAGCCAGCCAGCUCGUGCAGCUGUCUUCACCACAUUCAGUAUAUGACUACUGCAAAUUUCGGUACAUGAGUACAGGGUUCCCUUAUGAGCUUUUUAAAAUGUGUAGUUUCCACUUUGGUGGUUCGAGUUGUACACCCACGACUGUGAGUUAUAGACAGUGAAUAACCUCCCCUACUUCUUUGCCUUGCUUCAAAUGGUGUUUUUUUGCUCUUUCUGACAAAUAUUGAGCUUUCACAAAGCAAUGUUUAGACAGUGAAGACAGAGCCCAGAGAAAGACCGAGUGUGCGAAGGGCAUCAGCUUAGACUGAGAUCUUACAUACUUGCCAUGCGUUGUGUUGCACAUACCGUGCAAUCUGAAAACCAAAUUGUAUGGGAGACAACCCAGAAUGCAUUCACGCUCGUCCCAACAAUUGAUGGCUGUACAACUACAGCCAUCCAGACGGAGUCUCGGUGUCUAGAGGAGUGGAAAUCUACAACGUUAUUUUGUUUGUUGCUUUCGAUCAGUCGUCUGUCUCGAUGGCGCUGAUGUACUGGUCAGGCCGGGUAUUCCACGCAGUCCACUAUGUAUUUUAUUUGUCACAACAACCUAAUGCUACCAAUAGAGGGGUGACCUUGUACUUUGUGACGUCUAUGUUUUGAUUAACCUCAAUAACCACACCUGUUUUGCAUAUACAUAUAUACAUAGCAGAUUGCAGUGGGUAUCUCAACUGAACUAUUGGCAUGGUAUAGAGAUAGUUCAUUCAACCAUCGUGUAUGGAGUGUGCCCUGCCUGGGGGAUAGCGAGCAACUAUCCGUGUUGACUGUUUUUUUGUAGGUCUGCGGUGAAGACUAUUAAGGGUGGAGCCAUUCAAUGAAUUGUCGCAAUUCAACAAUCAAUUACUUUCACAUUGCGUUGAUUAGUAUCACCCGUACUGGCUGCAGCGUAUAUGAAUCAAAUGUUCCUUCUUGCCCACAGGAUUUGGUGUUUGUAUCGUAUGUUUAAUAAUUGAUAUUCUAUGAAUCGAUGCAUCUCUAAUGUCUCGUUUGUAUGUUGAACUUCUUUCGCACCGUACGUAGCUAACCGUGCUAAUCGGAGUUGCACACUGGCUGAUUCUCGUUCGCCGUUCUCUCUCUGCCCUCUUCUGACCAAAUGGACUUCACGUGCAUCUGAGCCUGCCUGGGAUAGAGGCUGACAAAUCUUCCUCCCCAUUUUCUAAAUAAUAAUAUAAUGCCUGAGAAGGCAAGUGAGAUGAUAGCAUACGUGCUGUUAGAGUAUACUCUGAUGUCAGGAUUGCUUUCUCUAAAGCGGUCAAAGCUAUGUAAUAUAUUGUGAAUGAUGUGGAGUUGCUAAGAAACCACGAGGCAAUUUCCUGAUUAAGUGUUUUUUUUUUCAUCACGAUAAAAGUUUUUCAUGGGUCUGUUUUUUCAACCAUACGUAACAGCAAAAUUUCAAACACGAAGGUCUUAAGCUGUAGGGAUCACAGCCAAUGUCCGUUGCCCACCUUGUGCCCAUUUUGGCGUAGUUGAAAUGGAAUGCAGCACGCCAAGCUCAGUAUUUUACUUAUAGGCAAGGCACCUGGCGUAGAGAUUUAGGCAAAUUGGUUCAAAAGACACCGCACUGCGGUGGACGGUGUGGUAAACUCAAAAUCACAUCGACCCUCGUCCGGUUCAAGGUUUGCAAUUCAUGUCAACUUUACAGCAGCGAGGAUGUGAGAGGUAAGAUGUUAGAUCAGCGAGUUUAAACGCACGUUAAUCCAAUUGGAUGCGAUCCUAUGUUGUCUGUGUGUGUCCUUUAUAUAAUUGUUCAAGAGAAUGUUAUUUUUGGAUUAUUAUUUUUUACAACGACCUACUAGGGUGUGUGGCAUUUUAUGCACUUUAUGUUACCUAUGAUGCGGUCAACAUUCAAGGUCAUGUUGCGUUCUUUUUUUUUUGCUUCGUUAAGUGAAGUGAUGAGUGAAUUUGUCCAAAAAGAGUUGGAAUAUUAAAUCCUUACAAGUGGGAAUGGGUGUUGUGUAAAAUGUUCAUAAUAUGGAAUAGUCAUUUGAAUGACCUGUCAUCGCCCAGGUGAUUUUUUUUUAAUUAAGGAAUUUCCUUCAACCGCCGUCAUGUCAUUUUUUUCUCCAAGAUUGUGAAAAAAAAGCAUGUCUUCGUGAUUUUGGUGCUUGUGUUUAUAUCAUCCCUUCCUGUUUGUCCCAUAAUGUGCAUUUUUAGUUAGUCAUAUCAUUUUGAAGCACUCAGUUUGUGGUUAAUCCUGUUGUGCUUAAUAUAUAUCAGACGUGUCAAACGACGAUGCCUUAGACGUUACCCUGAACUCUUUGCUAAUCAGUUUUUCUCAAACUAUAGUCGAAUGUACGUCAAGCGAUGUCAAAGUUAAGCUCUCUUUUUCGACUAUCAAAUACCUGGGUCACGAUCACACGACUACAAGCUAGAGUCAAACACCACUAUCUUGAUGGCUAACAGCUUUUAACACUGCCUUCCUGUUUAGACUGCCCCCUCCUCCACCGCCUGCACAGCUGAGCGAGGAAAACGAUCCCAAGGUUGAGCUGUACUCAGUCGUGUGUUGGGCACCAACCAGUGCAGGGCUCAUCCGGCGCUCUGCAUUCAGUUAUUUUUUGGUUUUCAUAGACAACUUCAGAAAUGAAUGAAGCUGAAAUCUUAAUCUGGUUGCCUUGCUGGCAGUCAUAUAUGAGGAGCCGUUAUAAGAGGGAGGUUAUCAUCGUGCAUUGUUAAAGCUGCUCUUCUCGAUUAAGCAUCCGCUGACAGUUCUGAAUUUUUAUGUUUGCAACUUUGAUGCUCGUGAUUGUGAAAAUGUUGAAUUGUAAUAUGACCCCUGAUCCAUUUUUACACCCUCAAAAUUGUAUCCGCUACCUCUCUGUGGCCAGGUUCAUGCGUGCAUACGUUCUGUAAUAUACAAGUUGUCUUUUAGCACUGUCCCACCCUAACAUGCAGCAGGAGCUACGCUCACCGCUUUAGGGAAUUGUGAACGGGGCGAUGUACACCAACGCACACGAGAAACACUCCAAAAUAAAGUCGCCAGCAAUUGCGCUCACAAUGAUCCAGACAGCUCCAUUCCAAACGCGAUACAUGUACAUUAUACACAUUUAUUUUUGCUUAUAAAUCAGCCGGCGUUUGCGUUGCAGGUUUCCAAAGCUGUAAAUUCAUUUGCGUGCACAUAGCAGACGCACACUCUUCUGGGUAGAUGUCAUGGGUGUGGGUCCUCUAACUCAGUUCAUCAUUAGGUCUUUCCCCCUUUUCAAAGAAUCUCUCCAGCGACGUUUGUUUUUUACUCAUUUUGGCCAGGGGUUAGCUUUUGGGCUUACCAAAACUGUGACUGAGACAAGUGCGCAGUGCGGGAAAGAGGCGCGGACGGAAUUGGUAAAUAAAAUAAUGGGCGGGCCACGCGCGGACUCACCACUCUCACCUCCUCCUGCUGUGCGGCCUGGUUCCUAACAGGCCACGGACCGAUACCGGUUUGCGGCCUGGGGGUUGGGGACCCCUGCUCUAACUCCAUGGUUUAGGGUGGGACAGGGCAUUAUGGCAGGGAGAUGGAAAUGAAAGCUGCUAUUGCAGCUCUACUCCGGCCACAUCGAAAAACGUGACGUUCGCUCUUAGCAUCGCACCGCGCGUGCGUAAAAUUACCUGUGAUUCUGAGAUUUCAGUUUGUUUACUUGCAUUUCCAGUUCGGUGGUUCCAAAUGUAUUCGCACACCUGUAAUUGACUUAAUGUUUCUCAUUUAUUUCAUUUUGGUGGGGAGGGUGGUGUUUUUCUGUCGAAUCUAAAACACAUUUUCAAAUGGGAGAUGAAAUUUCAAUCUUAAGCAAAAUGUAUAUACACAGUAAAUGUGUAUAAAUUAUUUUGGAUUCAUAAAAGUAGCCUACCUAGGCAUUUCUAAUGGCUGUCAAAAAAAAUUUUCAAAAAAUAAAACAGUGCAUGCAACGGU